Penicillium roqueforti is the source of this 1083-nucleotide messenger RNA. RefSeq lists its product as uncharacterized. The transcript has 3 exons. The coding region runs from base 1 to 1083 and encodes 360 amino acids. Gene Ontology annotation, molecular function: oxidoreductase activity. Lineage: Eukaryota; Fungi; Ascomycota; Eurotiomycetes; Eurotiales; Aspergillaceae. The record is from RefSeq and is a predicted model, not a curated record.
AUGUCCGAUCAGGAUGCCUGGGUUAUUCAAAAGACAAUCAUGCAGACCGAGUUUCCCUUUAUUGUGCUUAAGUCACUGCAGUUUGCCCUCUUCCGCACAUAUGGCAUUCCGACAAUAUCCACACUGCUCCUGAAGACAUCACAGUUAUCAGACUCUACAAUAUCAUUCAAAAGAUAUGCCGACACAGGCACACUGAUCGGCGAAUUCAUGACUUUCGACCCACGCUCCGAGCGAGCGCGGACAGCAAUAGCCCGAACCAAAUUUCUGCACAAGGGCUACAGAGCUAGCGGCAAGAUCAUGGAAGCUGACAUGUUAUACACACUGAGCUUAUUCGCUCUCGAGCCAAUCCAGUUUGUGAAACAAUUCGAGUGGCGCGAGAUGACUGAAAUGGAACGAUGUGCUGUCGGGACAUUCUGGAAGAGCCUCGGUGAUGCGUUGGAAAUCAAUUAUGAUGCUUUGCCCUCUGGAAAGACUGGCUUCCAAGAUGGGAUUCACUGGCUGGGGGAGAUUGGUGCAUGGAGCCAGCAAUACGAAAUCCAGCACAUGAAGCCACACCCCCGCAACAAGGAGCUUGCGGAAAAGACGAUUGACGUGCUGGUAUAUAACUUGCCAAAUUUCUUGAAGCCGUUGGCUAGAUACUUCGUGUCAUAUCUGAUGGGAGAUCGAUUGCGGACCGCGAUGAUGAUGGAAGAACCACCUGCAUUUUUCAGCGGCAUACUUGCGUUGAUAUUCAAACUCCGCCAACUAUACCUGCGAUACCUAUCACUGCCACGCCCAGACUUCUUGCGCUUGAACGCUUUCACCGACAAACCGAAUAAGCACGGCCGCAACUGGGUGUUGAUAUACGACGGAGCUCCAUUCUAUGUGCAGCCCACAAUCUGGAACCGCUGGGGGCCGAUGGCAUGGUUUAAAUGGGCACUUGGACAUCCUUUGCCUGGUGAUGACGGGGACAAAUAUUACCCACAGGGCUAUCGCACCGAUGAUCUGGGACCGAAGUAUUUUGAGGGCAAGGGGUACAGGGAAUUGGAGGGUUUCAAGGAGACUCUUCGUCGGCAGCGGAUGGGACAGUGUCCAUUUCCAUGA